GCAACGUGAAAAAUUCACAGGCAGUAUCGGAAAAGGUCGUACGCUUUUUAUCUUCAAUUGAGUUUCCAAGUACCGAAGUGUUGUUCUGUUAACACGUGGAUUUUGAUUACGAUGGACAGGAACCAACGAGGUAUCUGGAACAAUUUCAACAGGCUUCAAGAAGCGAUCCUAAAUUUGAGCGACGGUCACGCCAGGUCAAGUGUUUUGGUCGACAGUUGGGUACUGUUGCUGCACUAUCGCAUCACUGCUGGAAUAUACCUCAUCAUUUUCAUUGCAGUGACAGCUGGAUGGUAUGCAGAACACCCGUUGUUAUGCGUGAAUUUAGCUGACAGAUCGGAGGUAAAGGAUUACUUCAAGAGCCUUUGUUUCUCGUACGCAUACACAAAUGUCUCAAGAGCAGACGUGAGAGAGGCUGGGAUGGAGGAAGACACUAGAGUAUACGCAGCGCAUUACAGAUGGCUUCACUGGGUGUGUCUAUUGCUGAUGUGCCUGUACCGCUUGCCCUUGGUGCAUGCCACGAGCUGUGCAGUACCUCAUGUCGUGAGUCUCCUCAAAAACAUCAAGGACACCGACGACCGAAAACAACUCAAAAAAUUACAGAUAAGUCAUCUGCUGGUGGAUGAACUUCGAUGGAAUUCGCACGUAUUCACCAAGCUCAUCAGCUGUCAUCUUUUGGCACUUCUGGUUGAUCUUAUAUCUGUGCUCAUUCUAGAAACUCUUCUCGAUAACAAAUUUGUUACACUGAUAACUGCUCUUUACCCGUUCCGACGAGACUCCCGAUUCUUCUCCGACCCUCUUUCUCUACUGUUCCCUCCCUUCGUAACUUGUCAAGUCGGACCAGAGAUGAUGUUGCUGAACUACCGCACGGAAGUCAUGGGGUGCCGUCUGACACUCAUGGAGCUCUACGAGAAAGUCGUGGUAGCACUAUGGUUCUGGAAAGCAUUUCUUAUCACCGUUACAAUCUUCAAGUUGUUGCACUUGAUCAUUUUGGCUUGCAGUAAGGCUUAUCGAAAUUGUUUGGUCAGAUCUUGCGUUGAAGCCAAUGAUGGAGAUUCUACACUUGUGACGGCUCGGUACAGUGUUGGAGACUUGCUGAUUUUGAAUAAAUUGCGACAGCUUCUGGACGGUCACUGCUACAGAGCAGCGCUGCACCACGCGGCGUACGUUGAGUGGUCGGAUCACUUCGACGAUGAGCUUAUACCGGAGGCCCAACCUCAUCUGUGCUGUCGUACUUACUAAAUAAUAUGUUAGCAGCAGCUGCCUUUUGCACAACAUAAUUUUUAGUUUACGUUCAGCGAUUUGAUCAUGUCUUGGUACCCGAGACAAUACCGUACUUG
Messenger RNA from Hyalella azteca, 1337 nucleotides. RefSeq names its product innexin shaking-B-like. NCBI's taxonomy places the organism in Eukaryota, Metazoa, Arthropoda, Malacostraca, Amphipoda, Hyalellidae. The record is from RefSeq and is a predicted model, not a curated record. Gene Ontology annotation, cellular component: gap junction; plasma membrane. The transcript has a single exon. The coding region runs from base 112 to 1239 and encodes 375 amino acids. Gene Ontology annotation, molecular function: gap junction channel activity.